GGGCGUUAUCAUACUGCAAUUGAAUUGAGGAGAAGACAUGACGACGAGGAGCAGUACAGCGAAGAAAAUGGCGAACAGCGAACGGGUAGAUGACAAUGAUGAUUUCGUUGAUAAGAUUCCAAUAAUAAAGACCAUGAAUUUAGUGAAGACAACCUCAGGGCGAGUGUAUAAAAGGUUGUGUGAUGAAGAGGUUUUGGUCGGGAAAGCAGGGCUUAAGGUGACUUGCUUUUGUAAUGUGUGGGUGGGUGCAAAAAGUAUUCCAGAUGCGGUGAGUGCUUCAGAGAUGGCUGAAUUGAAGGAAUCUGCAUUUGGAAUUUUCUUCAAGCUUGGGGGAAUAAAAUGGGUGAAUGGUCAGCUGUUGAUUUUAUUAGCAUUAAAUCAUGUGGAACCCAUUAAGAGGAGUGGAGAUGUAGAUAGAAUUAAGUUUCACAUUGGAGACAGAAUAGUGGAGUUUAAGAAAUCUGAUUUUGCGUUGAUUACGGGGUUGAAGUUUGGAAAGGAGGCUGAGUAUGGGGAUACUGACCUGGAAAAGGCAAACGACAUCAGUACAAGGUAUUUCAAUGGGAAAAUGAGCGUGACCCGUAUACAAGUGGAGAAUGUGUUCAACAGUAACAAGAACAGCAGAGGUAGAGAACGGUUGGAUGCUGUUAAAUUGGCUUUACUGAACUUCCUUGUGAACCAUGUGGUGGGUAACCAGGGUUUGACAAAAAUCCCAGCGCUGUACAUGCAUCUUGUUGACGACCUGCGACGUUUCAAUGGAUUUCAGUGGGUAACCAGGGAAAGUGUUCAAUGGACAGAGAUGGCUGCUACGAUAGCAGAGAAAGGGAAAGAAAAGAUUGCAAUGUUAUUCUCUGAGGGAGAUGCAAGUAAGGCUAAGAUUAACGAUGGUGGAGGAGAGCACGUUGAUGAAGGGUAUGGGGCUGGUCGUAGAAAACUUAAAGGAAAGUUACAUUGGGGAAAUGUGGACUCUACAAACGAGGAGGAGAUAAAUGGGCAGCCGAAGGAGAAGGGAAAGGUUGUGAUCCGCAAGAAGACAAAAGGGCAGAAGACGGAUAAGAAAUCAGACGGGUCACGCGGAGGUGCUUCAAGAAGUGCACCACACGGGAGGCAAAGUGAUUUGGGAGAAGGUCGGGAGAAUGAACUGUCAUUGCGAGAUAUAAUGACGGCAAUAGUGGUUAUGGAAAAGAGAAACAUGAAGAUGCGCACAGAAGUUACGAAGCUGCGGAUAGCUUUAAAUGCCCAGAGCCGUGUCCUUAAUAGGUUUAUAUCAAUGAACAGGAUGGAGAAGAAAGAUGCCACCGAACCUGAUGUUGAUGAUCACGUUUGGGACGAGGGUAUUAAUGUUGAUGCUGAGAUAGGGACCCAACCGGGUGAGUUUCGUAAUGAUCUUUCUGAUCCGUUGAAUGAGAUAUGCACUCAAGAAGUAGAAGGCGGGUGGGUGAAGGCCGUAGAUACCUUGGGCCUAGGGAAACGUCUUGAGAGGAAUGUAGAGAAUGAGGAGUGCGGAAAAGGGCCGACGCACAUGGUGGAAGACGACAUGCUCUUGGGUGAUGUGGGCACAGGCAUAGGUGUUGAGGAUGUGCUGCGUACUAGCGUGGACGAAACCAAAGCAGCAUCUCCAGUAAAUGGAGACAUGUCAGCUAUGAAUAUGAGUGGUCAGGGAAAUGCUGUGCAGGAUUUACCACCAGGAUGGAUUUUUUUCACACAACCCAGGGAGAGCUCGGUUCAGAUUGAAAAGAAUUCAACUGAGAGGAAUGUAGACAGGAAUUCAACAGAGGGGGUUUUAAAUGAUUCAACUAAUGAGGGACAGGUAUUGAGGACGGGAAACGACAUUGAUCUGCUAAGGGCCGUGUAUGAAGAGGUUCAGGAUCCUGAGGAUGAUGCUGAGGUGGUUGUUGAAGAACCAUCAACACAGAUUGUGGUGUAUGAAGCACCGAUUGCAAGUGAGACACCACCGGAAUGGAGGGCAAAGCAAAAGAGGCCCUUGAAGUGUCCAGACAGGUUCACUCUAGAUGAUUUAGCAGUUCGGCGUAAAACAAAAAGGGUUAGAAUAGAGGGUGCGCGUAUAACCCAUUUUGGGGGAGAUGAAGAUGAAUUCAUGGGUCCAUUCCCGUUAGACCCGAAGGCGCUGCCUGCUGAGGAGGCGUUAAUGAAGAACCUAGAUGUCAUAUUCUACUACCUUAGAAUGAAAGGAGUAGAGUUUGGGAUGGAGCAGCGUUACACAACGACAGACACCCCAUUUCUUGCAUUGAUGAAGACAUUAUGUGCGAGGUCAAGUUGUGGGAUGUUCAUGGUGAAGAUGGCUGAGUUUCUGAUGAUGGGGUGCGAUGUGGGGGAUAUGGAUGAUCAUGAAAUUGCUGCCUACAGGAAGAAGAUGACUGUGGAGUUGUUAGCAUACUCUGCCGUGUAAUGUUAAUGAAUUUGUGGUGCUUGA
Cuscuta campestris is the source of this 2434-nucleotide messenger RNA. The record is from the annotation of a GenBank genome assembly. NCBI's taxonomy places the organism in Eukaryota, Viridiplantae, Streptophyta, Magnoliopsida, Solanales, Convolvulaceae.